Aspergillus steynii IBT 23096 is the source of this 1817-nucleotide messenger RNA. RefSeq names its product putative MFS multidrug transporter. Gene Ontology annotation, molecular function: transmembrane transporter activity. Bases 1 to 1527 code for a protein of 508 amino acids. The transcript has 5 exons. NCBI's taxonomy places the organism in Eukaryota, Fungi, Ascomycota, Eurotiomycetes, Eurotiales, Aspergillaceae. The record is from RefSeq and is a predicted model, not a curated record. Gene Ontology annotation, biological process: transmembrane transport.
AUGUCGGAAAUCCAUAAAUCCCCGAUUGUGGUGGACAAGGACGUUCUGGAACCGUAUUUGUCCGAAUUCAGACUGCAGGUGGCCUGCGAUGGGAUUCAUAUUCAAUGGGCCAAGGGAAAUCCUCGUCAUCCCCGGAAUUGGAGCUUGCUUCGUAAGGUCCACGAUGCUAGCUUGAUAAUCUUCCUGGAGCUUUUUACGACUGCGAUCAGCACAGCUGGUUCAACGACCGCCCACUAUGCCGCCGGCGAGUUUGGCAUUCGAAAAGAGCUGUCUAUCUUUCUCUUCGUCUCCAUAUAUUUACUGGGCCAGGGCAUCGGUGCCAUCAUUUUUCCCCCAUACUCGGAAGCGUUCGGGCGCAAAAAUCUCUACAUCGUCAGUACGGCAUUGUACAGCGUUGCCUGCGUCAUCGUGGCCUCCGUUCACUGCCUUUCUGGCGUCGUCAUCGGUCGUUUCGUUAGCGGUUUCCUCUCGGCCAUUCCGACCACCGUUGUGAUGGGUAGUAUUGAAGACAUGUUCAAUUCGAAGGAUCGAGUCUGGAUGGUAUGCUGCUGGGCUGUGGUGUCGAACUUGGGAUUGAUCGUCGGGCCCAUCAUGAGCACCUUUGUCACGGCGGAUCUGGGGUGGAGAUGGUUAUUUUAUCUCGCCACGAUAGUGACCGGCGGCCUCGCCCUUCUCCUGCUGGGGAUUCGUGAAUCUCGCCCGUCCAUGGCAUUGGCCAAGGAGGUUGCGAAACUUCGGAAAGCCACUCAGAUCGAGACGCUCGAAGGAUUGAAUCCCGAUGAGACGCCGGAUUGGCAGACCUUCGUUCGAAUUGCGCUGUUCCGACCGGCGCGACUCUUCUUCACCGAGCUCAUCGUGUUCAUUGUCUCGAUCAUGAGCGCCGUUGCCAUCGCCCUGGUUUACCUUUUCACGGAGGUUUUACCUCCGGUGUACGAGGAAUUCGGGUUCAGUCCGAAGCAAGCGUGUCUCCCUUUCCUAGCGAUCGGAAUCGGACUGGCCUUUGGAGUUCUGACUCGCUGCCUUGACCUGCACAUUAUAGAGAAGCACCGUCAGCAGGGCCGGCCGCUGUUACCGGAACAUAAGCUGGCGGGAUUCUGGAUUGGAACGCCCAUCCUGGCCGGGGCCCUCUGGGUCUUUGCGUGGACCAUCCCGCCGGAGGUAACCAAUGUGCACUGGACGGUGUCGACCCUGGCGCUGGUGCUGAUCGGAUAUGCAUUGAAUGAAAUAGACUACGUGCUAAGUGGAUACCUCACGGACAGCUACCUGAGCUACGCCGCCAGCGGACUGGCGGCCCUUAGCCUGGUCCGGGCGCUGUUGUCGGCCGCGCUGCCACUCAUCGCAGUCCCCAUGUUCUCGGAUUUGGGCGCCAAUGUCGCGGUGUCCGUGUUGGCGGCCAUCGCCACCGUCUUCUGUCUCGUUCCGCCGUUGUUUUCGCGGUAUGGCGAGACGAUUCGGGCCCGAAGUCAGUUUGCCAAGUAUAGUCUGCGCAUGUAUAAUGAGAGUAGUGUCGACGAGAAUGGGUAUUAGGAUAGGCAGCAGCCUCGGUGGAUAAGCAUGGUUUUAGAAAUGGAGUGACAGAUCGUCAAUCGAGCACAGGAUGCUAUACGCAGGAGCGUGUCAUUUGUUUGCUUUCUGGAGUCAGUGAUUGCGAAUCGGACUGAAGAUGACAGUUCGCUCUGGAAUAGUUUUCCUUUUUAUUAUUAUUGUUUUGUGUUGGUUGCUUUUGUUUGCCCCUCGUUUGUUGUCCCGGACUGAAGUUUUGAGAGAUUUGAGACAUUAGAGACCGAGGAUGAGCCAGAGUGAAAUAGAUGAAGCCG